Molecule: messenger RNA, 526 nt
Organism: Calliphora vicina (urban bluebottle blowfly)
Lineage: Eukaryota; Metazoa; Arthropoda; Insecta; Diptera; Calliphoridae
Gene: nmdyn-D6
Product: nmdyn-D6
Exons: 2
Coding region: 71-514 (147 amino acids)
Biological process (GO): cilium movement; CTP biosynthetic process; UTP biosynthetic process
Cellular component (GO): cilium
Molecular function (GO): nucleoside diphosphate kinase activity
Source: RefSeq, a predicted model, not a curated record
GUAAAUUCUCAUUACCAGCCCGUUACACAUUAGAAUAAAAAAUAAAAUAAGUAAAAUAAACAAAAUCAUAAUGGAAAUUACAUUGGCCAUCAUUAAACCCCAUGUGGUACGUAAUGCUGUAGCGUUCCAGGCAUUGAAACGUUUAAUCAAAGAACAUUUUAAAAUUGUGGACUCCAAAGAAGUGCACAUUACGAAACAAUUAUCGGAACAUUUCUACGCUGAGCACAAGGGAAAAUUCUUUUACAAUCGUUUAAUAACAUUUAUGGGAAGUGGUCCCAGUUAUGCGUUAAUUCUGCAAUCACAAGAUAGCAUUUCUAAGUGGAGAACUAUGAUGGGACCUACUAAAGUUUAUAAAGCGGUGUACUCCAAUCCAGAUUGUAUAAGAGCCAUUUAUGGUCUCUCAGAUACACGCAAUGCCUGCCAUGGUUCCGACAGUGUGGAAUCAGCUUUAAGGGAAAUAUCUAUAUUAUUUCCAGAUUUCAAUAAAGAUGUGAUAACAUCAGAGCACAGCUGAUGGGUAUAAAAA